This is a messenger RNA of Paramecium sonneborni, 1843 nucleotides long. Lineage: Eukaryota; Ciliophora; Oligohymenophorea; Peniculida; Parameciidae. The record is from the annotation of a GenBank genome assembly.
AUGGGUGAUAAGAGAAUUCCUAGAGCUGCUUAAAAUUUAAGUGAUUCUGAAGAUGAUGAUUUGGAUUAAUUUGGAGAGAGAGUAUAUAUAAAAGAUCCUUUUGAAGAAGAGGAUACUGAUGUAGUUGAAGAAGAGAGAUAUUUAAAUAUUGAAGAAUGUAGAGGAAAAUUAAAUGAAAGGAUUAAGGAUGAUAGAACAAGUAUUAAUUAUUUAUUAAGUUUAUAGAGGCUUUGAUUAAGAGAGCAUUUAGAAAGAUUUUAAAUAAAUGUAAAAGAGGAUCUGAAUAAGAACCAAUUUAUAUUUAGUUGAUAAAAGAAAUGUGUAAAGCAAAUAAAUAGUCACUUGAAGUUUUAUAUCCUGAUUUAGUGAAGGCUAAUGCUACUAUUGCAUUAUGGGUUGCAGAAGACCAAAGAUUAUUUUACCUCAUUUAAAUGAAGCUGCAAGAAUUGAAGUUAAUAAGAGAUUUAAUCAUUAUCAUAAUUUUAAUUGAGAAAUAUUUGUUAGAAUUACACAUCUUCCUGUGGUGGAUAUUAUUAGAGAUUUAAGAUAUAAACAUUUAGAUAAAUUUAUUCUUGUAAUUGGUGUUGUUACAAGAAGAAGUGCUGUGUAUUCUUAAUUAAAAUAGAUUACAUAUAUUUGUGUUAAAUGUGGAAUGAAAUAAGGCCAUUUUAUUUAGAAAAUAAUGAUAGCAUAUAAUUAGGAGUUUGUAUUUAAUAUUAAAGUAGUGGUCCAUUUGAAAAACUACAUAAUUAAUUAGUUUAUAGAAACUUUUUAAGAUUAACACUCCAAGAAUCACCUGGUUAAGUACCAGCAGGAAGAGUACCUAGAUAAAAAGAAGUUAUUGUUUUAGGAGACUAAAUUGAUAUUACAAGACCUGGAGAUGAAAUUGAAGUAACAGGAGUUUAUACUUAAAGAUAUGAUUAUGCUCUUAAUGUAAACCAUGGAUUUCCAUUAUAUUCUACAAUUAUUGCAAGUAAUUAUAUUAGAAGAAAAUCGAAAGUGAAUCUUUAAGUAUAGAUAAAAAAAUUAAAGAUGAAAUCUUAAAAUUAUCAUAAAAUCCUAAAAUUGAUAAAUUAAGAUAUAAUUCUGUUGCUCCAUUAAUUUAUAGUCAUCAACAUGUUAAAAUGGCUAUAAAUUUGCUAUGUUUGGAGGUGAAGCUAAAGAUAUCUAAGGAAAGCAUAGAAUUAGAGGAGUUAUUAAUGUAUUAGUAUUAGGAGAUCCAGGUACUGCUAAAUCGUAAUUCUUAAAAAAUGUACAAAAAACAUUCUAUAGAUCAAUGUAUACAACAGGUAAGGGUGCUUCUGCUGUUGGUUUAACGGCUUCUGUUUUAAGAGAUUAUUCAACAAAUGAAUGGAGUAUAUCUAGAGGAGCAUUAGUCUUAGCAGAUAUAAAAAUUUGUUUAAUUGAUGAAUUUGAUAAAAUGAAUGAACAUGAUAGGACAUCUAUUCAUGAAGCAAUGGAAUAAUAAAGUAUUUCUAUAUCAAAAGCUGGUAUUGUUACAAGACUUCAAGCUAGAUGUCAUAAUAAUCUUUUCAUGAUAAUGUUGAUUUAACUGAUCCAAUUUUAAGUAGAUUUGAUAUUUUAUGUGUUGUUAAAGAUGAAGUUAUUAAAGAAGCAGAUAGAUUAGCUUCAUUUGUUAUUAUUAUUCAUAUUAGACAACAUCCUAUGGCUGCAUAUGAAUUAAAUAAUGAUCCUAUUUCAGAAUGGAGUUAAUAAAUAAAAAGUUAUUUUGUUAAUGAGAAUAAAUAAACUCAAGAUGAAAUAAUACCACUAGAAUUACUUAAAAAAUAUAAAUUAUAUGCUUGACACAUGUUAGAUCAAAAUUAUAAAAUGUAGAUCAUGA